Molecule: messenger RNA, 1459 nt
Organism: Moneuplotes crassus
Lineage: Eukaryota; Ciliophora; Spirotrichea; Euplotida; Euplotidae
Source: the annotation of a GenBank genome assembly
AGAUAAUUUAAAUGGAUGGAGAGACUCCGCCUAAACGAUUAUCGUUGGCUCUGCGCCAUAACAAGAGUGAAUGCUUUAGUGUGCUUCCAAUCUGAGAACCAACCACCCCUACGUCCUGUGUAACCCCCUUAGUAGAAGAUGAGUUUGAUUUUCUCAGCUUUGACUCCUUAACAUUUGAAGAACAUAAAGGCCUAACGGGUUGCCACAAGGAAAUUUAUGUGGAUGAACUUUUAAAGAGACCUAUUCCAAACUCAUUGGUUUCUCAAAAGAGUCCUUCUAUAAACUUUUCUUUCUCCAAUGAGUCAAGUGACAGCUAUGAAAAAGGGAAAUCUACAUUUCCCAAGAUCAAAAUGGUUAAGAGAAAAGUUACCAAAAAGGAUUACAAAAUUGGGCCCAAGGACAAACCAUUGAACCUUAAGAACUUGAAGCGGAUUGUCUUUGCAGAGAAGCUGAAGGAAUCUCCCUUCAGAUGUCCUUGCCAGAAAAUUGAAGGCCAAUUCUGCUGUUUUAAUGCUCAAGAAUGGAUCAAUAAUCUUAAUGCUAUUAUUAUCAAGAAAGACUCAUUCGGGUUAGAAAUAGGCAUAAUGAACAAAAUAAAUAUUGAGAAAUACUUAGAGCAGAAAGAAGUUUAUGAAUCAAUCCUGAAAAGUUCUCAUGAUAGGAGUGAUUCAUCCAGCAGCUCUGGAGAUUCUUUCUUUGGAGAUCUCUCAAAGAAGAAAGAAAGUGUAAAGACACAAAUUUUGAAAGAUAUACCAAGGACAUUCUCCAAUCUUGACAUAUUCGGUUAUGCUUCUGCACUUCAAAAGUUGUACAGGAUUCUAUAUUCAUGUUUUAUUUAUGACCAUCAACUCGGAUAUACACAGGGGAUGAAUAUGGUAGCUGGAGCUCUUCUAAUGCACACAGAAGAGAGCAUUGCAUUCUGGCUAUUCAUUACCCUUCUUGAAGAUUAUGAUGUCAGAGAUGUAUUUACAAACACCCAUGAAAGCUUAAAGAAGCAUUGUGUAUGAAUAGAGAAAUUAUUACAACACUAUCACCCUGUCCUUGCUAAUCAUAUGAAGCAGAAUGAUAUUAGAGCAGAAAUGUUUGCAUCUGGGUGGGUACUAUCCCUGUUCUGAUGAGUAAUUCCUGCUCCUUUUCUGCAUUCUUUCUUGACAAGGUUCUUCAAAAAGAAAUGGAGUGCUUUCUACAGCGUCUGACUAUCAAUCCUGGCUUACCUCGAACCCUCAAUAAUGAAAAUAAACGAUCUUCCUGACUUCUUUGAAAUUUACAGGGAGCUUAAACUUGACCAAGAUUUUAUCAAAUAUGAGGAAAAACAAUACGUCGAUAACGAGCAUGUAAUGGACUCCCUAAUCAAAUGGAGAAGGAUCUUGAAAAAUAGCGAAACCAACUAUAGAGGUAUUAGCUCCCAGCUCAAGAAGUUACGAGUGUAAGUUACAUUUUUCAAUUCAAUAUCGUUAAA